CAGUCUCUGUGCUUUUUAAAAAAGAGCCAGAAGCUUCAAUGUUGGAUGCCGUGCUAUGACAACGUCACUGCUCCUCCGUCCUCGCUGGGUCGACCCGUCGGUGAUGUUCCUCUACGACAACGGCGGAGGUUCCGAUGAAGUCAAGAACAUGGAGGGUUUUGCUGGUGGCAACUUUGCGGCGAACCAGUGUAGAAAUCUGAUGGCGCACCCCGCGUCCCUGGCACCGAGCACGGCUUAUUCGUCAAGCGACGUGCCCCCCUCCGGCAUGGGCGAGCCAGUGAAACAGUGCAGUCCUUGCUCUGCAGCUCAGAAUUCCUCCAGCGCGUCGUUGCCAUAUGGAUACUUCGGUAGCGGCUAUUAUCCGUGCCGAAUGUCGCAUCACAGCAGCAUUAAGCCCUGUGGAGCGCAGCCCCCCUCCGCGUAUGGAGAGAAAUACAUGGACACGUCUGCCUCGAGCGACGACUUCACCUCCCGGGCAAAGGAAUUUGCUUUUUAUCCGACCUACUCAACAGGCCCUUACCAACCUGUGCCCAGCUACCUGGACGUCCCUGUCGUGCCAACUCUCAGUCAGUCCGAGGCCAGACACGAGUCCCUGCUACCUAUGGAGACCUACCAGCCGUGGACUCUCGCCGCCAACGGCUGGAACGGCCAGGUUUACUGCGCCAAGGAGCAGCCCCAGCCGAGCCACAUGUGGAAGUCCUCCAUACAAGACUCGGUGUCCCACACCGGAGGAGAGUCUGGCUCUUAUCGACGUGGAAGAAAGAAGCGCGUGCCAUACACCAAGGUGCAACUGAAGGAACUCGAGCGCGAGUACGCCGCCAAUAAAUUUAUCACGAAGGACAAAAGGAGGAGGAUAUCUGCCCAGACCAACCUGUCCGAGAGACAGGUCACGAUAUGGUUUCAGAACAGACGAGUAAAGGAGAAGAAAGUUGUCCACAAAUUGAAACCCAGCUAGUUUAUUUAUUUUUAUUUUUUAUUAUUACGGACAAUAGGCUAUCUGUGGGAGAAACACGCACACACACACACACACACACACACACACACACACACACACACACACACACACACACACACACACACACACACACACACACACACACACACACACACACACACACACACACACAGACACACACACACCUACACGCACGCACACACGCACACACACACACGCGCACACACCCACACAAACGUAAACAUAUGUGUUUGCACGCGCACGUUUGGACUCAUGGACACCAACACUCGUUCCUGACUGAACAUGAUUCAUUUCUAUGUUACCAAAUAAUUUCCCGGAGCUUCUGGAACAAAAUGUCUGAGGCCUCUGAUGAAUGCUGGACCCUCCUGCCACUUGCUGUAAAACGGCGUUUUGAUUAAGGAGCAUGGAGGAAAAAAAAGAGAAAAUAUAUAUAGCUGCAUUUUUUGAGAUUUCUUUUUUGUGUAAGUUUUGUUUUUCUCGACAUGCUCACUCAACACAGGAACACAGACCCCAGUUCAGAGAGGUGUGCGCCACCGAGCUACGCCUUUAUCUGCAACUUUAUCGACGGUGAUAAAACUGCGAAGAUUCACAGGAAGUGAUGGUGUUAGGGAUUUGGACCUUGGAAAUGUUAAAUAUUAAUCUCUACCGGCUUCCUUUUUUAAAACCUAACUCACAUGCUGAGCUUGUAUGAAGUUUGGUCUUAUCAUAUGAACCCGUGCCCCACAUGCAAUCCACGGUGCAAUUCUUAUUAUAAUGCUUAGAUAAUCGUUCGCGAUAUGUGAUCAUGUCAAUCAUAUCUUUUUAUAAUGUGUGCGUAUUCAUGUGGUUGUACAUAAAGUAAAUUCCGGCUUGUUAUCCAGGUUA
Pseudoliparis swirei is the source of this 1840-nucleotide messenger RNA. RefSeq names its product homeobox protein Hox-A13a. The coding region runs from base 56 to 955 and encodes 299 amino acids. The record is from RefSeq and is a predicted model, not a curated record. Lineage: Eukaryota; Metazoa; Chordata; Actinopteri; Perciformes; Liparidae. Gene Ontology annotation, molecular function: DNA-binding transcription factor activity, RNA polymerase II-specific; RNA polymerase II cis-regulatory region sequence-specific DNA binding. Gene Ontology annotation, biological process: regulation of transcription by RNA polymerase II. The transcript is spliced from 2 exons.